Molecule: messenger RNA, 1435 nt
Organism: Halichondria panicea
Lineage: Eukaryota; Metazoa; Porifera; Demospongiae; Suberitida; Halichondriidae
Product: palmitoyltransferase ZDHHC5-A-like
Exons: 9
Coding region: 177-1244 (355 amino acids)
Biological process (GO): protein palmitoylation
Molecular function (GO): palmitoyltransferase activity
Source: RefSeq, a predicted model, not a curated record
AAUUUACUGGUCAAGCCGUGCCCACAGGAAAUAGGUAGUUGAUCAGAUCACAGAUCACAGAGUAAGUACGUGCUAGUAGCCAGAGCUCUGGAAACAAGCAUCAUAGAUCAUCUAGGUACUGGGUGGUACACACAAGCUGUAAGAAGAGUCUGUUUCAGUGGGAAGGCCCUGCAAUCAUGGGCAUAUCAACCAGGCAGAUACCCUACAUUGGAGCGACAAUCGUCCUGUUUAUAGGAGGAAUACUGUUCUUUGCUUUCCCGAUGAGGAACCUGGUGACGUACUUCCUCAACCAAUCAGAACGGAUAUUUAUUAUCAUUCCUAUAGUGGGUAUUGUGUACAUGGGACUGCUCUACAUCUUAGUCGUCACUACGUUCUUUCUUGCCUCCUUUGUGGACCCGGGGAUUUAUCCAAGAGAGCGUACGGAGGAAGAGGACGAUUUCAGACAGCCUCUCUAUCGUGCCAUUGACAUCAACGGUGUCAAUGUGCGGAUGAAGUGGUGUGACACCUGCAGGUUCUACCGCCCACCACGAACCUCACACUGCAGCAUAUGUGACAACUGUGUGGAGCAAUUUGACCACCAUUGUCCGUGGGUGGACAACUGUAUCGGGAAACGGAACUACAAAUACUUCUUCUUCUUUGUAACCUCUCUCACUCUGUUCAUUCUCAGCGGGUUUGCCUGGGGCAUAGUGUCCAUCAUCCUGCACAUUGAUGACCUCACCAUGGUCAUUGUUGAGAUUAUUCUAAUGGUGCUCGGUGUGUUGGUAUUUAUACCUGUGGUGGGACUCACUGGCUUUCAUAUGGGUCUCAUCUGUAUCGGCAGGUCAACCAAUGAACAUGUAACUGGAAAGUUUCGUGGAGUUCAGAAUCCGUACGACCUUGGCUGCUGGCGAAACUGCGCUGCUGUUCUGUGUGCUUCAAAGAGACCACGCUACAUGCAUUAUAAGGUGAAGAGUUUGCAGCCCAGUGAUGGACAAUCAGCAGGGGAAUCCCCUCCGAGGGCUGCCCACGACCUCAGGGGUAUGCCUAUAUACGAGGAUCUGGAUGACAGCAAUCUCCAUAGAGAAAGAGUACAGGCUCACACGCAACACACACAGGCACAGGCACACACCCAUGCCGACCUGGUCAGUCAGAACUCCAUGAACCCUCUCCUCCAGAGACAGCUGAACGGUUCAAAUAUAGUAGAGAGUAACACGAACACUAUGGCCAGUAUGAGAUCGGGGGCUCGGAGUGAGAUCAGUGUUUAACAUUACAUCACCACCCCACCAUAAUUUUUAAUGAUUGCACUGCUACUCCGUCUCGAGACAAGCUUAGUGGAUUCAAACUCUUCAUAUCUCCAUAAACUAUAUAUUAUUACAUCUGUUUCUUUCUGUGUAUAGUUUAUGUAUGUAUCCUCGUAUUCAUUUCUGUUCUCGCAUAUUGCAUAUUGACAAAUGAA